Daldinia caldariorum is the source of this 708-nucleotide messenger RNA. RefSeq lists its product as uncharacterized. The transcript has a single exon. The record is from RefSeq and is a predicted model, not a curated record. The coding region runs from base 1 to 708 and encodes 235 amino acids. Lineage: Eukaryota; Fungi; Ascomycota; Sordariomycetes; Xylariales; Hypoxylaceae.
AUGACGGAACCCCCAUUAGAACAGCCGCCGAUGGCGGAUACUUACGACGACCGAAACCGCGAGCCGCAUCCGUUUGCGCCAAUCUUCACUCUCGUGAACAAUGCAUCAACGCGUACAACCCACCAUCCACAUGUGCGCUACAUCUUCAGCGACGAUGACCCAGACAUCCUAAUUCAAGCAUUAGCCGAACUUGAUAUCGGUGUCGACGGAGCAGCCUCGGACCCAGCCUUAUCCAAUAGAGCCAUGAUAUUGGACCUAGCACCCGAUCCCACAGGCGGCUACAGUGUGGCUUGGGUUUCAAGCUUGUCACCGUCAUGGGCAGUGCUGGAUGCGCAGGUCAGCCAGAUAGCUCCAUAUUCGUCCGACGGAGAAAGCAAUAAUGGCAAUGAAGGUGGAGAUGGAAGUAGUCGGCCAGAUCGACUUAUGCUUAAGAUCGAAGGUGUAGAGAGCAAUAGCUUAGGCUCGGAGGGUGGGCUAUCUGGAGAGGCAAGCAGACACGGCUCGGGUAGCGGAAGUGGCCAGCAUGAUCGUGACCGAGGAGAAAUCGAAGACUAUACCAACAUAAUGGACAAAUUUGAUAAGCAGAUGAUCACCUUGAGGAAAAUCGUCGACGCCAGCGAGGAGAGACAACGGAAGACGGGUACAGAUGCCUAUACGACGACGGAGUCCCCACAAGAGGUAGCGGGCGGAUCCCAGCCGAUGGAUUGA